CGCCUCCCCACAGCACCGGAGGCAGGGCAGAAGAAGGAUGAGCUGACUGCACGGACAUUAAAUCACCUCAAGUCCCUUUGUUUGAUCCGAACUUUCCUCGUGUUUGCUUUUUUUUCCCCCCAUUGAGUCCGGCUCGUGCCGCACGCCUUCCCGCCCCGCGUCUCGUAGUUUCGGACACGGAGCGUUGCGUUUGAGGACCGUUCGGCGGGGAUGUAGCGGAGGGCGAGCCCACCUAACGCCGCUUUUAUUCGUUACGCGGGAGUGUGCUGGUUUUAGUUGAGGACGUUUUCUUUUGAGCUGCUGCUGGUUUUAUUGGAACUAGAACACUUCAUUGCAGAAUCUACCCAGCGUUUUUUCGUAUCGAAGGUGGGUUGCUGCAUGAUGACCGACGCAAGGAGGUGGUAACUGAACCCUUUCUCAUUUCCCACCACAUACCCCUUUGCACAUCCCCCAAUGAUGACUAUGAGCUCUAUAUCGGACACUUUGGUCCCGCACGAUCCCUCGAAGUCGGCGUUCUUAGAGUUCGGCGGCCACGGGUACCCCGGACACCAGCAGCCCUCCCCCGGCCUGUCGCACAACCAUUACCCGGUCCACGGUCUCCACGCGGUGGGCCACUCGCAGCACGAAGGACACUUCUCCCCCGGCGCAUCCUCCUACGGUCGCCCGCUGGGAUACCCAUCCUAUCACGGCCCCGUGAGCGCGCACCACCCAGGUGCCUACCUGCCCUACCAGCACGGAGGUCACGGCGGCGCGCUCGGACACAGCAGACUGGACGAUUCCGAGCACGAGAAGCCAACCACGGUGAUAGAAAACGGGGAGGUGCGGCUCAACGGGAAGGGGAAGAAGAUCAGGAAGCCUCGCACCAUCUACUCCAGCCUGCAGCUCCAGGCCCUCAACCAGCGCUUCCAGCAGACCCAGUACCUCGCGCUGCCCGAGAGGGCCGACCUGGCAGCCAAACUGGGCCUGACGCAGACCCAGGUGAAAAUAUGGUUCCAAAACAAACGGUCCAAAUACAAGAAAAUCAUGAAGAAUGGGCCCUGUGGACUUGAAGGAGACCACCUGGCCCCCCCACCCGCGUCCUCCUCCUCCCCGUGCUCUCUGUGGGACAUCAACAUGGCCGCCAAAGGGGCGCCGGUGCAUUCAGGAGGAUACAUGAACAACUUUGCUCCCUGGUACACGGGACACCAGCAGGACUCCAUGCCAAGGACUCAGAUGAUGUGAGAGUGCGGAAGGACGCAGCGCUUUUGGGACAAACGGUGGAUUUAUUGCCACCGAGGGACACAGACUUUGUCGCGGUGGAGCCCAGCGCCUCUGGAGGGUCAAAAUAACACCGCUGGCAGAGAUCGGCGAUCAGAUACUGGAACAAUCUCCUUGAAGCAAACUCAUUGUGCAUGACAUUUUAAACUCAAGCUCGAGUCCCGCACGUCGCGUGCUAAACUCACGUCACACGGCCUACCCAACUCCUGUAAUGUAUGUUAGUUAAGUUAUGUAACAACCCCCAAAAUCUCAGGACUUUCAACCACGAGGCCGAUCCUCAUGCCAUGUACAAAUGGACAUUAAUUUGCACCGAGUAUCGACCUUAACCUCCAUACAGAACUUAACAACGUAACAAACGUUUUAUUAUUUUGAACUCAACCCUUUUAGAAACUUCUCUACAUGUUGUCUUGUUACAAAUAAAUAAGCAAUAACAUGAAUCACCUUCCACCAUGAGCGGUACGUCAGCCUUUUGUCCAGGCCUAUUGGACU
Pungitius pungitius (ninespine stickleback) is the source of this 1746-nucleotide messenger RNA. RefSeq names its product homeobox protein Dlx4a-like. Bases 454 to 1221 code for a protein of 255 amino acids. The transcript is spliced from 3 exons. Gene Ontology annotation, molecular function: RNA polymerase II cis-regulatory region sequence-specific DNA binding; DNA-binding transcription factor activity, RNA polymerase II-specific. The record is from RefSeq and is a predicted model, not a curated record. Gene Ontology annotation, biological process: negative regulation of transcription by RNA polymerase II; cell differentiation; embryo development. NCBI's taxonomy places the organism in Eukaryota, Metazoa, Chordata, Actinopteri, Perciformes, Gasterosteidae.